Molecule: messenger RNA, 2219 nt
Organism: Hylaeus volcanicus
Lineage: Eukaryota; Metazoa; Arthropoda; Insecta; Hymenoptera; Colletidae
Product: valacyclovir hydrolase-like
Exons: 5
Coding region: 131-1048 (305 amino acids)
Source: RefSeq, a predicted model, not a curated record
CUCGCAGAAGUAUUCGCUCGCGCAACGUUGUACGACAACAUCGCGCGAGAGACCGUCAAUUAGACAACAACGUUUUUGAUAAGAAGGUCAUUGAAUCAUUGCAAUUGGACGUCGAAGUUUUUCUACCAAGAUGUCAACUGUUCUGUGCCUUACUCUUUUCAUGAUCCUGCUGAACGGGUCAAAAUUAUACUCAGAAGCACGUGGACAUGGACAUGGACAUGGACAUGGACAUGGACGUGGACAUGGACAUUGUCGCGACGAUAAUCAGGGUGUGCAGGAACAAAAAGUCAACGUCGAUGGAGUGGAUAUCAAUUAUGUGCGCACUGGGACUGGCGAUCAUCCGAUCUUGCUUCUACCCGGUGCCAUGGGUUGGAGUUGGGAUAACUUCAGGCCACAAAUAGAGGGACUCGACAGAGAAAAGUUCACCGUGAUCGCUUGGGAUCCACCGGGUUAUGGAAAGUCCAGGCCCCCGAACAGGACGUUUCCUCUGGACUUUUAUUCGCGCGACGCCACUUGGGCCCGUAAUUUGAUGAAAACUUUAGGCUUUGAGACGUUUUCGCCGGUGGGAUGGAGCGACGGGGGUGUCUCAGCUCUGAUACUCAGCGCCAACUACCCCCAAAACGUCAGAAAACUCGUGGCAGUCGCGGCACAAGCCUUUUUAUCUCAAGAAGAAAUAGAAGAGUAUAGACAAAUCAGAAACAUCGACACCCUGCCGGACGAUUUACGACAACAGCUGUCGGACUACUACGGAGCGGACUAUUUCCGAAACAUGUGGGCAGCCUGGAUCGAUGGGCUCGAUAACAUUUACACACAGAGAAACGGCGACAUAUGCAAGGAGUUACUGCCGAAAAUCAGAGCACCCACUUUGAUCAUGCAAGGAAGCAACGACACAGGGGUCCCAGCGUUUCAUCGAGUUUAUUUGAAGGACCACAUUCGCGGAGCAAAAUUGAAGAUAGUACAAAAUGCGACUCACCCUGUGCAACUGGAGUAUCCGGAAGAAUUUAACUCUAUAGUUACCGACUUUUUAACCAAAGGAAUCGUAUCGUAAUACCAUGGUUGCGUUUUUUACGUUCCAAGCAAUUUUUGUGAGAGAAUGUACUAAUCGCAAACGAAGAGUUUCCAUCCGAGACCGAUCUUUUCGCAGUCGACUGUUACCUUCCAAUGUACAUACGUUGUAUUAAAGUGAUAUCCGUAUAGCAGAGAAGCGCGCGGCGUUGGAUUUCUGUAGCGGUAUCGUUAGAUUAACUUGGCGAGCAACGAGUUAUUGUAAUGGUUGUUCCUCGGUGAAGCACGCCGAAUGCAUGACACAGCAUAGAGGACACACGUGGGAUAACCGGCACGGAAAUCGAGCCAGGGAAAGGAGUCGCGAAACCGUGUGGGCGACGAUCUUUCCGUAGGUUUACGUGUAUUUGGUCCGACAGGACUUUCCAAAAACGUUUUCGACUCCUGCAGCGAAAAUUAAUGACCGAACGAAAAUAACUCUCCUUGGAGGAUACGUGGACGUUGGCUACUUUGAAUAAUCGUGAUGGAUUUGAUUUGGUCUGUUAUAGGUUACAGUUAACGCUUAACCCACUUAAAGAUACUUUUUCCCAUGCAAAAAUACUUCACUCGGUACUAAAUUCAAUCAUUCAUGAGAUAAUUAUAUUGUAUAUAAUUUAUAUGUUGUGUACAAGAAACUGUACACAAAAGUUAGAAAAUGAUUAUUUGAUCAGCUGUGGUGGGUUUAGUGUCGACAUUAAAGGAAUACAGAAUGAUUCGGAACAGUAAUCUGAGAAUCAAGGCGUUACAAGUUGUUUUUCUCCAGUUACUUAAUUAUCGAUCAAUGAGUCCACAGAGAAAAUAACAAAAGGCUCGGUUGAAUUUUGACCAGCUUAUUAGACAAACCGAUCAACCGAUCACCGCGUGAUUAUCAGCGCAAAGGGGGGCCGAUUCGUCGCCGAUGGAAUUGUUCUCCGCUUGGAAUCGAGAUAAAGAAACCGUGGCCAGAAUAUAAAACAAUUCAAUCCACGGGGAAGUCAGGGACCGCCCAUCCGAAAUAUCCGCAAUGCGCUUCAGACGAAAAUCGAUCCUCACCCUGGGCUCGGUUACGCCCCAAAAGAUCCAUUUGCCAGAAACUAGCGACACGUACCCGCUUGUAUAACGAUUGUUUUCUCAUUUCUUACGAAUCUAAGUGACGCUUUCAAUGCACUCUAAUAAAUAAUAUCCCCUUUCGAAGCUCA